GACAAAUGAGAUGGCGCAAUUGUAAGAGACAUAUAUAUAUAUAUGUACAUUUAUAUAUAAUUUUCGAAGGACCUAUUCAAGCUAGCAAGAUCAGGUCUCAUCUUCUUUACUCUCGUAGAAGAUACCCAAUAUUGUUUGUUUGGCAAUCCACCAAAAAAGCUAUAGCUCUACAAAAAUGGAAUAACAUACGCCGUAUUUUUAUAUAUAUAUUUCAACUAGUUAUUACGUACGUGUCGUAAUUUUUUGUAUCCUUAUUUAAUCAAAUUAAAUCCCCAAUUAAUAUGGAAAGUUGAUUAAUAAAAUUAAUUCCGAAUUAAUGUUUGAACAGUCAGCUGCAUGCACGUAUAUCCUUUCAUUUGAAACAAAUUAAGAAGCUUUUAGACGUGGAGGAGUAUUGGCCAAUUUGUUAGCCACAUAAUCCUGUUUUUUUUUACACAUUAAUUUCUUCUUUUGCUUUUCUCUCUGUCUCUACAUUUUCUUCCAAGCUUUUCCAUCUUCCGCUUCUGCUUUCAUCUUCCAUAACGACGGUAUAUCAUCAAACCGAGCCAACCAUACCCUUUGGUUAUUAGUUAAUAUUGAUCAAUGAGUACUAAUACCGAAGAAGUUGAAGAAGCUUUGCUUUCGGAAUCUAAAAAAUAUGAGUUUCCUUCCUUUCCAAGAAUAAGAAGCCGUCUUCAAGUUCAAUAUAAUAAUAGUUAUAACACUAUUGCAUGUACACCUUUUGUAGACGCAAACUGCUCAGAUCAGCAAAUAUACGGAUCUGAUUAUGUAAAACGACAAUUUAAUAUAGUUCAAGUGCUUGUCGUUUUGGCUACUUACUUAGGUGGAGGAACCCUUUGUUUCUUCCUCAUCAGAGACCAAAUCAAGGGUCAAAAAACAAAUGGGUUUCUCGAUUCAAUGUACUUUUGUGUGGUGACAAUGACCACCGUUGGAUAUGGUGACCUUGUUCCAAAUAGUAUACUAGCAAAGCUACUUGCUUCAAUUUAUGUGUUCAUUGGUUUAUGUCUUGGUGGUUUAAUAAUUGGUAAGGUGGCUGAUUACAUAGUAGAAAAACAGGAAAUACUUUUGGUCAAAGCUAUUCAUGUGUCUGAAAAAAUUGGUCCAGUUGAGCUUUUAAAGGACAUGGAAACUAACAAAGUGAAAUAUAAGUUUUUUACAGCCAUGGCUCAGAUUUUGGUGCUCAUCAUAGUAGGGACUGUAUUCUUACACUUAGUUGAAAAUCUUGAGUUGAUAGAUGCUUUUUACUGUGUUUGUUCCACUAUUACCACUCUAGGAUAUGGGGAUGAGAGUUUUUCAAGUAAAGGUGGUCGUGUAUUUGGGGUUUUUUGGAUAUUGAGCAGUACAAUUUGCUUAGCUCAAUUCUUUAUCUACCUUGCUGAACUUUACACCGAAACAAGACAAAAGUCAUUGAUCAAAUGGGUUCUUAAUCGAAAGUUGACUGAGUCAGAUCUUGAAGCAGCGGAUCUUGAUCAAGACGAAGUUGUAAGUGCUGCAGAGUUUGUCCUGUACAAGCUAAAGGAAAUGGGAAAAAUAAGUGAGGAAGAUAUCUCAAUGCUGAUGGAAACAUUUGAGCAUCUUGAUAUUGAUCAAUCAGGGUCUCUCACACCAGCUGAUCUUUUACGUCCUUAAUCUCUCUGAAAUCAUACCAUAUAUAUAAUCAUAUGGAAUAUCUUAUUUUUUAUUCUCUCUUUCUCUUGCUAUUUAUAAUUUUUUAUAGCCAUAUAUUAAUUUGAUAUGUGAUCAGUACUACCAUAUAUAUAUAGAUGCACCCACCCACUAAUUGGGACCUUAAUCGAUGCUGUAAUAUUCUUAUUCGGAUAAUCUAGUUAGAAGUAGAGUACGUAGCUUGCUUAUAUUCAUUAAUCCACUAACUGUCACAUGAAGAGACUGUGCUCAUUGCCAUUGGUCCCAAGCAAUUGUC
Molecule: messenger RNA, 1921 nt
Organism: Cannabis sativa
Lineage: Eukaryota; Viridiplantae; Streptophyta; Magnoliopsida; Rosales; Cannabaceae
Product: two-pore potassium channel 1-like
Exons: 3
Coding region: 583-1629 (348 amino acids)
Biological process (GO): stabilization of membrane potential; potassium ion transmembrane transport
Cellular component (GO): plant-type vacuole membrane
Molecular function (GO): calcium ion binding; potassium ion leak channel activity
Source: RefSeq, a predicted model, not a curated record